AUGACUGAGACUGAGGUGCUAAGUAGCGUCGAUGAUUCUAGUUCCGCAUACAGGAACAAUAAUCCUGUUCCUCAUGUGUCGCAAUCAUGUACUCCCUGGGUCGACACGAGACUUAACGGCUACCGGCCUUUGCUGCCAUUCCCCUACAAGUAUCCGAUUGAAAAGCAUGCUGGACCUAUGCUCAUCCCACCUCACGCUGUCACCCUCUGUGGUGUGUGUGGCAUGUGCAUCACCCUCGAGGAUGAGCGGGAUAUGCUGCCGAUGAAUUACGCUCGCUACAACAACGGCCAGGCUGCUGUGGAGCAUAUUGAUGCCGGAAAUAGAGAGCUUCAGAAGCUGCAAGCAAAAGGGGCAGGUGUCGAUGGUGAAUAUGCAGGCGAGAGAAAGUUUGGUGUUAUGCCCAAGCCAGGUUGGACUGGGCUUUACCGUGUUUUGAUUUGUCGCACAAAGCUUCCACCCAAGCGUGGAAUGUCGCAAUAUCAUGUUUCCGGUAUUGGCCGUUUCCAUCUUUGGGACAGCGAUCCUGAAGCCCGUAAAAUCCACGGCAACUCGGCGUAUGGCGAACUUCAAACCGGUGACGAGUACGAGCCUGUUUUCACCGUGCCUUGGAAGAAAGAUGAGCUGCUCAUUGACCGCCAGCACUUUUACAACAAGACAAUCCCAGACGACGAAAAAGAUACCACGACUAGCAAGUCUCUUGUUAAACGUAUCAGCGUAUAUCCGGCACAUUUCCACGAUCAAAAUUAUCAGCAAAUCUACCCUCAUGGGUUCCCAAUCCAUGCAAACUGCUGGGCUUUGGCUGAACGCGUUAUUGGUAGUGAUUUGAUUGAAAAGAAUCUCAAACUGUUCCUGAAUGUUCUCCAGCAGCGAUGGAAGGAUGAACCAAUGUUCGUAGAUAGUCAGGAAAUCGCCAAUUGGAUUAUUGACCGAGGUUCGUGGCGCAGUGGGUUUUACUCCGACUAUUUCAAUCAAAAUUACCGCUGCGAGUACGAAGUCAAUCGCAACCUUGUUGCCAUUCGAGACCCUAUGUGUGUGUAUGAAGUAGAAGAAAUUAUCGCUGAAAGCGCGAAGAAAUACACCCUACUGAAGGAGAAAAUGGGAGACACUGUACCCGCUCCGACGACCAUCAUCACGUCCAGUUUCAUUCUGUACAGCAUACCGUACGAGGUCUGGAUGGUCAUUUUCGACUGGCUGCAUUACAGCGAGAUAGUCAAGCUGCUGAGUGCGGCGCGACUUCGCAUGCCCUGGUCCUACUGGCAGCAACGUGCCCCGAGAGAUAUCAUCUGGGAGCUUGAUGACAUUGAUUUGCAGACUACCCCAAUCGACUGGCAGCACUUAUGUCUACGUGCUGAGCGCUUGUGCGAGGAGUCGCUUGGUCUGAUUAACCGCCAAAGGAUUUGCAAUAUCUUGAAGGAAGUUGGUCAGAAAGUGACCUUCUUCUCCGAUGUUGUAGUUACCGAUGAUCAAGCGGAAACCCCAAACACAGCAGUACCAGUAUCAGAUUCUGUGGCUAUCGAAACUCGCAGUGCAACUGUCACUAGAGACAAGUCAAGAAACGAGGAAGCUCCUGAAGAGAAUCUCUAUGAUGCCGCGGAGUCUGAGGCAGAUUCAGGACUUUCUGAAUGGGACGACGAGUACGACAAGGGCGACUACCAGGCUACAGCUGAAUGGGAUAGAGUCACACCAUAA
Messenger RNA from Talaromyces proteolyticus, 1689 nucleotides. RefSeq lists its product as uncharacterized. Lineage: Eukaryota; Fungi; Ascomycota; Eurotiomycetes; Eurotiales; Trichocomaceae. The transcript is spliced from 2 exons. The record is from RefSeq and is a predicted model, not a curated record. Bases 1 to 1689 code for a protein of 562 amino acids.